AAAUGCAGCUGAAGUUGAACUUUUAAAGACAGAACAUUGACGCGCAGUUCCCCGCUUUGAAAAAAAGGAAUGUAAAUGGUUAGGUGCAUUUUCUUAGUCAAGUGUGUUAAUAUUAACAGAGCGGGUUUUUGCAGUGAUGAGCUGUAAAACCCAUACACUGUGAUACAUACUACUAUAGUGCUUUCGACUACUGGGGAAAGGGCACCGAGGUAACUGUAAAUUCUGCUACGCCAUCACCCCCGACAGUGUUUCCUCUUAUUGCGUCAUGCGGCUUGUCAGAUGCCACGGGACCUCUCACUAUGGGUUGCUUAGCAACCGAUUUCCUGCCUACCCCCGUGACCUUCUCCUGGACGGAUCAGUCAGGAAAAGCUAUUUCAUCGGAUAAGUACCGCCAGUACCCAUCUGUGCAGAAUGGGGGGACGUACACGUCCACUAGCCAGCUCUCCAUCUCCAAUGCCGAGUGGGAAAAAUCCGAAUACUUCACCUGCACCGUAGAGAACGCUUCCGGCAAGAAACACACCCAAGUGAACAAACCUGCAGUUGUGCCCACAGACCCACCAGAUAUCAUUUUACUCCAUCUACCUUGUGAAGACGUUGAAACACCAAAGCUCAUUCUGACCUGCAUUGUAGCAGACUUCCACUCAGAACAGAUUGAAAUAAAGUGGUAUAUCAACUGGAAUUUUCAAAGUAUUGAAAAAUCUUCACCCAUUCCCAACGGAAAAGGAGGCAAAGAGAAAGCAUUCACCUUCAUCAGCCACCUGGAGACUUCCAUGGAUGAAUGGAAGAAAGGUAGCAUGUAUUCCUGUGCCGUUAUGCACAGAAAUACUAUGACCAACAAGACAGUCAGCUUGUGUACAGCUUGCUCCAGCAUUGAGCCAACUAUUCAUCUCCAAAAACCCACUUUUGAAGCUAUUUUCAAAGGGGAAAGAAUAAGUGCUGAUUGUGUUGUGGUUGGACUCAAAGACAGCACCGUUUCCUGGGUUGUUGAUGGAAGAGAACAGGACUCAACAUCAGUUGAUAACACACUAAACAGGAAUAAUACCCAAAACAUCACCAGGCAAUUGACAGUCUCUGCUGCUCAAUGGAAAAGCUACAGCAAAGUUAGCUGCAAAGUGACACACCCUUGUUUCACCAAAGAGGCGUCUAUUACCAAAGAGACAGGUCCCUCCAAAAACCCUGUCCUGGAGCUUCUACGCCCCUCUGAAGAUCAGCUUGGAGCUGACAGCGCAGAGCUGACAUGCAUCAUUACUGGGUUCUUCCCGAGUGAUAUCUAUGUGAAAUGGCAGAAGGGUGAUAAAGAGAUUGGUCCCGAUAAUUACAAGAACAAUCCCGUUGCUCCUGAGAAUGGGGGAGUCUCCUAUUCAAUGGUCAGUAGACUCACAAUCGCCAAAAAUGAGUGGACGACUCGGAAUACCUACAGGUGCAUGGCUGCUCAUGGCACAGAAUGGUUUGAAGCUAAAACAUCUGACAAUCUUUUUGCUUGCUCCAGCAUUGAGCCAACUAUUCAUCUCCAAAAACCCACUUUUGAAGCUAUUUUCAAAGGGGAAAGAAUAAGUGCUGAUUGUGUUGUGGUUGGACUCAAAGACAGCACCGUUUCCUGGGUUGUUGAUGGAAGAGAACAGGACUCAACAUCAGUUGAUAACACACUAAACAGGAAUAAUACCCAAAACAUCACCAGGCAAUUGACAGUCUCUGCUGCUCAAUGGAAAAGCUACAGCAAAGUUAGCUGCAAAGUGACACACCCUUGUUUCACCAAAGAGGCGUCUAUUACCAAAGAGACAGGUCCCUCCAAAAACCCUGUCCUGGAGCUUCUACACCCCUCUGAAGAUCAGCUUGGAGCUGACAGCGCAGAGCUGACAUGCAUCAUUACUGGGUUCUUCCCGAGUGAUAUCUAUGUGAAAUGGCAGAAGGGUGAUAAAGAGAUUGGUCCCGAUAAUUACAAGAACAAUCCCGUUGCUCCUGAGAAUGGGGGAGUCUCCUAUUCAAUGGUCAGUAGACUCACAAUCGCCAAAAAUGAGUGGACGACUCGGAAUACCUACAGGUGCAUGGCUGCUCAUGGCACAGAAUGGUUUGAAGCUAAAACAUCUGACAAUCUUUUUGCUUGCUCCAGCAUUGAGCCAACUAUUCAUCUCCAAAAACCCACUUUUGAAGCUAUUUUCAAAGGGGAAAGAAUAAGUGCUGAUUGUGUUGUGGUUGGACUCAAAGACAGCACCGUUUCCUGGGUUGUUGAUGGAAGAGAACAGGACUCAACAUCAGUUGAUAACACACUAAACAGGAAUAAUACCCAAAACAUCACCAGGCAAUUGACAGUCUCUGCUGCUCAAUGGAAAAGCUACAGCAAAGUUAGCUGCAAAGUGACACACCCUUGUUUCACCAAAGAGGCGUCUAUUACCAAAGAGACAGGUCCCUCCAAAAACCCUGUCCUGGAGCUUCUACGCCCCUCUGAAGAUCAGCUUGGAGCUGACAGCGCAGAGCUGACAUGCAUCAUUACUGGGUUCUUCCCGAGUGAUAUCUAUGUGAAAUGGCAGAAGGGUGAUAAAGAGAUUGGUCCCGAUAAUUACAAGAACAAUCCCGUUGCUCCUGAGAAUGGGGGAGUCUCCUAUUCAAUGGUCAGUAGACUCACAAUCGCCAAAAAUGAGUGGACGACUCGGAAUACCUACAGGUGCAUGGCUGCUCAUGGCACAGAAUGGUUUGAAGCUAAAACAUCUGACAAUCUUUUUGCUUGCUCCAGCAUUGAGCCAACUAUUCAUCUCCAAAAACCCACUUUUGAAGCUAUUUUCAAAGGGGAAAGAAUAAGUGCUGAUUGUGUUGUGGUUGGACUCAAAGACAGCACCGUUUCCUGGGUUGUUGAUGGAAGAGAACAGGACUCAACAUCAGUUGAUAACACACUAAACAGGAAUAAUACCCAAAACAUCACCAGGCGAUUGACAGUCUCUGCUGCUCAAUGGAAAAGCUACAGCAAAGUUAGCUGCAAAGUGACACACCCUUGUUUCACCAAAAAGGCGUCUAUUACCAAAGAGACAGGUCCCUCCAAAAACCCUGUCCUGGAGCUUCUACGCCCCUCUGAAGAUCAGCUUGGAGCUGACAGCGCAGAGGUGAUAUGCAUCAUUACUGGGUUCUUCCCGAGUGAUAUCUAUGUGAAAUGGCAGAAGGGUGAUAAAGAGAUUGGUCCCGAUAAUUACAAGAACAAUCCCGUUGCUCCUGAGAAUGGGGGAGUCUCCUAUUCAAUGGUCAGUAGACUCACAAUCGCCAAAAAUGAGUGGACGACUCGGAAUACCUACAGGUGCAUGGCUGCUCAUGGCACAGAAUGGUUUGAAGCUAAAACACCUGACAAUCUUUUUGCUUCUAUGAUACCAACAAAGCCCACAAUACACCUUCUUCAGUCCACGAGUGACCUGGUCUGCUUGGUGUAUGGAUAUAGCCCAAAGCACAUUGAAAUCAAUUGGUUUUUGAAUGAGGAGCCUGUGUCUCAAAACUAUACCACGACUCAGCCAUCGAAGGGAACAGAUGGUAAAUUCAGCACCAGAAGCCAUAUCCCCUAUUCCGUGAGAGAAUGGAAACCCGGCAUGGUCUAUACCUGCAUGGUGAAACAUCCAGCCACCAACACAAUCUUGUCCCGUAACAUCAGUAAACCAGAGAUUAUAGAAGAGAAAGACUUCCAUGAUGAUAAUGUUGAUUAUUUUGUCCCAGAGGAUGACAUGCAGGGAGUGUGGACCACAGCGUGCACAUUCAUCAUUCUCUUUCUCCUCUCCUUCCUCUACAGCAGUUUCGUCACUGUAGUAAAGGUAAGGAAAUGAGGUUCUGCUUUUGAAAACAAGAGAUUGACUCAGAAGAGGAAUUCUACUGUAGCCUUACCUGCAAUAUAUGAACAAUGCUUUUAUAAUAAUAAUUGUAAUCAAGUUUGAUUGUGUUUUCCCUUAAAGUGUGAAGACCUGAAUAACAAUUCCCGUAUUUACUCAAAUUUUUUAAAAAAAUCCUGAAUGCAAAAAAAAAAACCACAAUAAUUAACUUUUAAUUUCACGGAACACGGUAUUACAGUACGGUUUCUCUUUUCUUCAGCAAACUUUUUUUUUAAAAGCUGCACCAUUAAAUGUGCUUGAAGUUCACAGCAUGGCAUUUUUAUACCGGUACUGUAUCGAGAGUAAUGACUGUAGUGACCAGCUCUCGUUCAAGCGUGCCAGGAUAAUCGAUAAGCACAAAUGUAAAUUGGUCCUCUAACUGAAAAACCCUGAAUCCAAGUCGUUCUACCCAAAUUUUAACUUUUAUUUCGGUUAAAAAAAGUGCGACUUAAAUUUGAGUAAAUACGGUAAGAUUUUUUUUUUUCAGAUAUGUGUUUUUAACUAGUAUUGCCUGAAUGCACUGUGCUUAGAUAGACUGUGUUUAGAUACCGUCUAAGUCAUACCGAUGCCAUCCUACAUUUAUUUUGGAACCCCAUUUGCUCAUAAAUCAGGGAACUCAACUGCUUUGGUGUUAAAAACUCUUGGUUAGACUGUGAAGAGGGUGUGCAUAUCGUCAUGUACCAGUGUGUGUGUGUGUGUGUGUAACUUUUGGAAAUAACUCAGCAAUGGAGAAUGAUUCAUUCCUGAUUGUACAUUUUACUAACAUUACAAAUGUGUUUAUUACAAGUA
This is a messenger RNA of Acipenser ruthenus (sterlet), 4628 nucleotides long. Its product is annotated as titin-like. Lineage: Eukaryota; Metazoa; Chordata; Actinopteri; Acipenseriformes; Acipenseridae. The transcript has 14 exons. The record is from RefSeq and is a predicted model, not a curated record. The coding region runs from base 300 to 3797 and encodes 1165 amino acids.